Lactuca sativa (garden lettuce) is the source of this 1209-nucleotide messenger RNA. NCBI's taxonomy places the organism in Eukaryota, Viridiplantae, Streptophyta, Magnoliopsida, Asterales, Asteraceae. The record is from RefSeq and is a predicted model, not a curated record.
AUGUCAUUUUCUUCAUCUUGUGAAGAAUUUCAAAUUAUUUUUGAUACCGCUAUUGCGUGUGUUCAAAUGGCGGAACAAACAUACAACGUUGUAUGUAACAACGCAGUUGCAAGUUCUCAACAGAGAACACGAAGAUACAUUUACAGAAAUCGUGAAGAAGCCAACCAACGUUUGGUACAAGACUAUUUUGCAGAGAAUGCCACUUACCAAGGGUAUUAUUUUCGUAGGCGCUUCAGAAUGCUCAAAGGUUUAUUCGAACGUAUAGUUGAAGAUGUAACGAGGGAAUGCAAUUUUUUCCAACAACGCUACGAUGCUAGAGGUACACCCGGUUUCACUCCGUUACAAAAAUGCACGGCCGCACUUCGUCAGUUAGCAUAUGGCAUUCCGCCUGAUGCGUUAGACGAAAGUUUUAGGAUGUCUGCUAGGAUAGCACGAGACAGUCUCCAUUUUUUCUGCAAAACUGUCAUUCAGUUUUAUGGUCCAAAAUAUUUACGUAAGCCUACACCAUAUCAUGGGCAAUUUACCCGAGGUGAUCAUGGUCACCCAACGGUAAUACUUGAAGCAGUUGCAUCACAAGAUAUGUGGAUUUGGCAUGCUUUUUUUGGUUCUCCUGGUUCGAUUAACGACAUCAACGUUCUUAACCGUUCACCAAAAUUUAACAACAUAUACGAUGGAUCCGCACCAGAUUCUUCUUUUCAAGUGCAUGGAACGCCAUAUAAGUAUGGUUAUUAUCUGGUCGAUGGAAUCUAUCAUGAGUAUGCUGUGUUUGUUAAAUCGUUUUCAGCUCCGCAUGGUUCUAGACGAAAGAAAUUCAAGAGAGCUCAAGAAAGAGCUAGGAAGGAUGUUGAGCGUGCUUUUGGAGCUCUGAAGAAACGGUGGUUCAUAUUGAAAAAACCAGCAGCUUAUUUGGGCGAGGAAAAACUUCAAGAAAUCAUGUAUACAUGUAUUAUAUUGCAUAACAUGAUUAUUGAAGACGAAGGAAGAGCGAUAUGUGCGUUUGAUGAGGAAGAAAUCAUACCAGAGACACAACCAAUAGAAAUUGGUGGCGAAGAGUAUAUAAACAGGAGAGCAGAGAUACGUUGCACUGAAACAUUUCACAAUCUUCGCAAUGACUUGGUGGAACACAUUUACGGGGUUCAAAACAUUAACCUUAAUUUGGAUCCACCGGAUGACCCCGAAGACGAGUUCUCGGAGAACGACUUUAUGUAG